AUUGAUAGUAACACAGACGGGCUUGUUGAUUUCCCGGAGUUUGUGGCCGCCACUCUACAUGUCCAUCAGUUGGAGGAGCAUAAUUCUACAAAAUGGCAGCAAAGAUCACAGGCUGCUUUUGAGAAAUUUGAUGUUGAUAGAGAUGGAUUCAUAACUCCUGAAGAACUUAAAAUGCACACGGGUUUGAAAGGCUCGAUAGACCCACUUUUAGAGGAAGCGGACAUUGACAAAGACGGGAAGAUAAGCCUGUCAGAAUUCCGUAGGCUUUUAAGAACUGCUAGUAUGAGUUCACCAACGGUGAGAGAUUCACGGAGAAAUGUAGCUUUGUAAAAUAUGUAUAAACGGAGAGGUGGACUUCAUCAGAAAAUUUUAUGGGAAGACGACAAUGCUCGUAGACAUGUUCUCUUGUGCUUGCGCGCGCUUGCAUGUCUCAGAAUGGAAGGCUCCCGAUAUGAUGGUGUUUAGAGACACGUAGCCACGUGGCACUGUGUAGCUAGUGGUCGCGUGCCAAGUGUGUUUUGUUGAGUUUCCUUUUGCACUUCACAAAGAAUUUUUGCAUGAAGUUGCUUUUUUCCCUAAACAACCAGUUGCACAUGUCUGUAAUCUGGUAGUUCUAGUGUAUAUUCUUCUUUGUCUCUGUUGUGAGUCUCCAGGUUCUUCCUCCCUUUGAAAUUUCUAAUAUUAUGUCAUAUAUACGACAUAAAUGUAAAUUGGCUGUAUCAAAAGGUUUGUUCUGUAUGAUU
This is a messenger RNA of Nicotiana tabacum (common tobacco), 743 nucleotides long. NCBI's taxonomy places the organism in Eukaryota, Viridiplantae, Streptophyta, Magnoliopsida, Solanales, Solanaceae. The record is from RefSeq and is a predicted model, not a curated record.